Molecule: messenger RNA, 2442 nt
Organism: Pogona vitticeps (central bearded dragon)
Lineage: Eukaryota; Metazoa; Chordata; Lepidosauria; Squamata; Agamidae
Source: RefSeq, a predicted model, not a curated record
CCGACCGACCGACAGGCGGGAGCCGGCGAGGAAGAGAAGGGCGAAGGAAGCCCAGCCAAGCCCGAGGAAGGGGCGGGGGCGGGCGCCUGUAGCUGGUGUUGUGGAAGAUGUCCAACAAUGGACUAGAAGCCGAAGACAAGCCGCCUGCCCCUCCGAUGAGAAACACGAGUACCAUGAUUAGCACCAGCAGCAAAGACGUGGGAGCCUUAAACCACGGCUCUAAGCCUUUGCCUCCCAACCCGGAAGAGAAGAAAAAGAGGGACCGCUUCUACCGUUCCAUCUUGCCCGGCGACAAAACCAGCAAGAAGAAGGAGAAAGAAAGACCAGAAAUUUCCCUUCCUUCAGAUUUUGAACACACGAUUCAUGUUGGAUUCGAUGCUGUCACAGGAGAAUUCACGGGCAUGCCAGAGCAAUGGGCCCGCUUAUUGCAAACCUCCAACAUCACCAAAUCGGAACAGAAGAAGAAUCCCCAAGCAGUGCUCGAUGUGUUAGAAUUCUAUAAUUCUAAGAAGACUUCCAACAGCCAGAAAUAUAUGAGCUUCACAGAUAAAUCUGCAGAAGAUUACAAUUCCUCCAAUACAUUGAAUGUGAAGGCGGUCUCCGAGACCCCCGCUGUUCCUCCUGUUUCAGAAGAUGAGGACGACGAGGAUGAGGCGGCCCCUCCCCCUGUAAUCGCUCCUCGGCCCGAGCACACAAAGUCGAUAUACACCCGGUCUGUGAUAGAGCCUCUUCCCCUGGCCCCCACCAAAGAUGUGGCCACCUCUCCGCUUCCCUCCCCUUCUGAAAACAACACAACACCCCCAGAUACGCUGGUAAAGAGUGCAGAGAAACAAAAGAAGAAACCUAAAAUGACAGAUGAAGAGAUCUUGGAGAAACUGAGAGGUAUAGUCAGCGUGGGGGACCCCAAGAAGAAAUAUACAAGUUUUGAGAAGAUUGGUCAAGGUGCUUCAGGUACUGUUUACACAGCAAUAGAUGUAGCCACAGGGCAGGAGGUGGCGAUCAAACAGAUGAACUUGCAGCAGCAGCCCAAAAAAGAGUUGAUCAUCAAUGAAAUCCUUGUCAUGAGGGAAAACAAGAACCCCAACAUCGUCAACUAUUUGGACAGUUACCUCGUGGGGGAUGAGCUGUGGGUCGUGAUGGAGUAUUUGGCCGGCGGUUCCUUGACGGACGUGGUGACCGAAACCUGCAUGGACGAAGGACAGAUUGCCGCCGUGUGUCGGGAGUGUCUUCAGGCAUUGGAAUUCCUCCAUUCCAACCAGGUCAUUCACCGGGAUAUCAAAAGUGACAAUAUCUUACUAGGAAUGGAUGGCUCUGUCAAGCUAACUGACUUUGGUUUCUGUGCCCAAAUCACUCCCGAGCAGAGCAAACGUAGCACCAUGGUGGGAACGCCGUACUGGAUGGCUCCUGAAGUGGUGACGAGGAAAGCUUACGGGCCCAAGGUGGACAUCUGGUCCUUAGGGAUCAUGGCCAUCGAAAUGAUUGAGGGGGAACCUCCAUACCUCAAUGAGAAUCCCCUGAGGGCUUUGUAUCUCAUUGCUACCAAUGGCACCCCAGAACUGCAGAAUCCAGAGAAACUUUCUGCCAUAUUUAGAGACUUCCUGAAUCACUGCCUUGAGAUGGAUGUGGAAAAGCGGGGCUCAGCAAAAGAACUCCUUCAGCACCAGUUCCUGAAAAUCGCCAAGCCCUUGUCUAGCCUCACUCCUCUGAUUAUUGCGGCCAAAGAGGCAGCCAAGAAUAACCACUGAAGCAUUUCCCAGUGGAUGCGAAUCGUUGUGCCAAGUCCCUUGUGAUUUUAACCUUUUCUUCGGUGAUUUUAGAGAGGCUGGAACCUUUUUUUUUACCGUUUUCCAGAGGACUUUUAAUUGUGCCGUGAUCGGGAUCAUGGAAACAGUUUGUGUCAAAGACUCGAAAAAUGGACACGUGGCGGGGGACGUCCUUCUACAAGUGUGACUUCCUGUUUGAGAUAGAAUUUGUACACUUAAAAAAGUCGUUAAGAGAUUAUUUGGUCCCAGCAGAUGUGCUGCGAAGCCAGUAUGCUGUUUUUUUUUAAAUGUCUUGUUUGAAGAAAUUUGUGGAGAGAGGAGGAAAAUAUGAACCUUUUUCAACCAUGUUUUUACUAAUGAGCUUCUGCUACCUGGGUCCCUCGGGAGCCCUGUUCUUAAACUACUGAAAGUCUGCCACGGUUUGGAUUACUUGAAAGUGAAGCUAGUGAAACAGAACAAAGGGACAACUUUUAUAAUCUGAAGGGCAGUAGAAUUUCUUUGAACCACCAGACGUGUGGACACUGUGCAUGCAGACAGAGAAGGCGCGGAGAUAGUUAGAAUGAGCCCCUCUUCAUUUGUCAGAAGACAUUAAUGAAUGAGCCUAAUGCUGCGUGUUUGAUCGUGUGUGUGUGUAUGUGUGAAAUUAAUUGCCCUGUGAUUAAAUUCACAUUACUGUUUC